UUGUCCAGUAGAGGGAUUCAUUGGCAUGUGAGCCCCGGAGUUUUAGUGCAGUUCUGCUUGUUUAUUUAUCCAUUCCGACUACCCCUAGAUAAAUAAUAGUUCGACUAGACAUAUCUGCAAAUUGACGCUACAAAUUAGAUGUUACAAACUAGCCUACACUUCUGAAUCAUCAAAGAUUCGGACGGCAGUGUUUUUUUCGUAUGUGAGCUUCCUCAAAGUGAUUUAUCAUCCUCCAAAUUUCCGCUAAAAUUAUUGACUGUCAAUCAACAAACAACAAUUUCGCGCAGUUGACAGUAUGAAAAUCAUCGUCACCAUGUUUACCCAAAUUUGUCAGUUUUCUUUUGCAAUCAGUGGAUCAUCAUUGUUAGCUUCUAUAAUUAGUCCUCAAGGGUGCACUUUGUUGCUAUGAAUAGAAACAUAGGUGUUCAAUAAUCGUGUAAGACGGGUCAUUGAAUCAUGGAGAUUUGGUGGUUCUCGAGGGUUGUUGCUCACCAUCCCUAUGCCAUCCUGGCGGCGGUGUUUGUGCUAUCAUCAACAUGUUUAAUCGUCCCAUUGGCAACUAAUAAAUUCCCAGACUUCUCCGAUCCCCAGUUGGGUUUCGAAGCGAGAGGUACACCUCUAGCCCAACGCCUGACCGCUUGGUACAAUUUGAUGAAAGCCACCGGUGCCCGAGGGGAGCUCACGGACAAUCCCAUCGAGUACUAUAAUUACCUCUUUCAAGCAUUGAAACAGAAUUCAACCGAAUCCUUCAACCGGACCCGUACGAUCCCCGGCAUUCUCCGCAAAAAGCCCAAGAAAAAGAACAAAAAGAAGGGAAAGAAAAAGGGCAACAAUUCCACAGCCAUCGCAGACAUCGAUGACAACGAAGACAAAGACCAGUGGAACGAAUUGAUAAAACUCAAGCAGAACAAAUCACUCACUGAACACGAAAAACAUCGUCAUCUCGAUGAUGCCUUCUUCUGCAAUCUUCCCAGUUCUGCGUAUUCCCGAGUGAUCGUUGGUUCAGAUAUCGGAGGAGCUAAUUUAUGGUCUCGCAAAGGCGUCCUGGCGCAGUGUCACAUAGAUGCAACCUUGAGGGCGAAUCCCGAAUUUUUGUCUCUCUGCGAGAGAAGGUCUAUGAAUGGCCCUAAUAGCAAAGAGUGCUGUCGCAGCUGGUCACCAGCCAAUUACGUGGCAUUCCUCUCGAAUCGAACAACAUGUCUGCAAGUGACCGAGAAGGAUCUGGCGAACGUUGAGGAGCUCCUCAAGAGAUGCGCUUACUAUUACAGAAAUCGUCGAUUGGCUCCAGAUUGCGCUGAGGAUUUUAAUUGCCAGAAGCAAGUGCCACCCGAGUGCUACGCCCACAAUGCUCCAUAUCAUCUGCUGCACUACCUCCUCGAUGCUGACUUCAUUCCGCCACACGUAUCAGUGAAUAACACCAACUCAAGCCUCAAUUUGGCGAUGAUUUUCAUGCCUAUUGCUGCUAGCUCUGCAACUCUUGGUUUCUACAAAGACAUUAGCACUGUGGAAUUGUCGUACGGGAAUUUCAAGGUCCUCGGCAUGGACUUGGGACUGAAGAGCACACUGUUCGAUAGACUAUUGGUCUCAGAUUCAUUUUUACUACUCUUUGGAUUCUCCUUCGUCACGAUAUGCAUUUGGGCAUACACUGCGUCUAUGGUCCUCACCGUCUCGACGAUAUUGGCGGUGAUAUUCAGUCUUGGAAUAUCGUACGCUGUAUAUACACUGGUUUUGAAGAUUACGUUCUUCCCAUUCAUGAAUUUGUUGGCUAUCGUCGUCGCAGUUGGAAUUGGAGCUGACGAUGCUUUCAUAUACUGUAAAGUGUGGACUGAGGACAAGCAACAGAAGGUGGCAAACGGUGGUCUUACGAGUUUAGUCCAAGAGACACUGAAGCAUGCAGUUCCCUCGAUGUUAGUCACGUCACUGACGACAGCAGUCGCCUUUUUCGCCUCCAUUGUAAGCAAUGUAACGGCCAUAAACUGUUUCAGUUUGUUCUCAGGAAUGACAGUAAUCGCCAAUUUCUUUCUCAUGGUAACCUGGCUCCCAGCCAGUGUGGUAAUCUCCGAGCACUGUCGGUUUGUAAUCCUCUCUCCUGCGAACUUCCUAGUGCGUAAGAUAAUACGCCCCUUGCGCAUCUCCAUGGAGAAAGUCUCAGUGGCUUUCAGCUCGAUCACCUCCCGCAUGGUGAUAGGACUACGUUGGCUCUGGCUGUCAUCCCUCGGUGCUAUCGCCGUGGCUGCAGGUAUGGUGGUGUUCAAUUUCCCGGGGCUUCGUCUCCCAGACACCCCCAACUUUCAACUUUUCGACGCAUCCCACCCCUUUGAACAAUACGACUUGCAAUACGCCCACAAAUUUCUGUUCGAAAAAUCGGAAAUGGGAGAAAGCGCAGGAUUGCUUCCCCUGCGCUUCAUCUGGGGAAUAAAACCAGUGGAUGACGGUGACUACCUGGACCCCUCAUCCCGAGGAGGACUCGUCUGGGAUGAUACGUUUGACAUCUCGAACCAGCAAUCCCAAGUCUGGUUGGAAAAAUUUUGUCAGAAUCUUCGCGCCCAACCCUUCUACCACGAAACUCUUGGCCCUCUCCUCCCCAACUGCUUCAUUGAAUCCUUCAAGAACUGGAUGACGAGACGAUGUGAGGACGUGAUAGAUACAGGAAUUUCCAAAGCCCCUUGUUGCGAGGCGAGCAAGUACCCGUAUACUCCAUCGGUCCUGAGAAAGUGCGUUGCAGAAGCGAGUGCCGAUCUCUACAGAACCCCGAGUUAUCUCUGGCAACGAGGGGGCACCGUGGCAGGAGGGAUAAAGUACGACAAAAACUCGAUGAAACCCACCCCUCAGCAUCUGGCAGACAACAGCACUCUCCCCAUGCCUCUGCCGAAAAUAAUGGCCCUCAUAGUGGAAUACGACAGCAAUUACUCUUACAGUUUGUCAUUUGCUGAGAUGGACAGGUUCUUCAGUCAAGUCGAGGGCUGGAUGCAGAAACAGCUGGAGUCCGCACCACCAGGAAUGAAGAACGGUUGGUUCGUGAGCCGGUUGGAGUUUUACGAACUCCAGAGGACGCUCUACGAAGGCACCCUUUGGGCCAUGGGUGUUUCCAUGAUUUUAGCUCUGGUUGUGCUGGCCUUAGUCACAUUAAAUCCUCUCGUGAGUCUUUAUGCCAUCAUAGCCAUUGGUGCAGCUAUUCUAGUCUCCGUAGCUGCACUUGUUUUACUCGGGUGGAGGCUGAAUGUCCUUGAGAGUGUCGCUGUCUCCACUGCUAUUGGAUUGGCCGUGGAUUUCUCUCUGCAUUACAGCGUUUCUUAUCGAGCUUGUGAAUCAGAGAAGAGAGUCGAUCGAGUUAAGAGAGCUAUUGAACAAAUGAGCGGCCCAACUCUGAUGGCAGCUAUUACCAGUGGUGCAUCUGGUGCUCUCAUGCUUCCAUCUCAAGUGCUGGCGUAUAUUCAGAUUGGAAUUUUUUUGCUUAUCGUCAUGGGAAUUAGCUGGGUCUAUGCAACAUUCUUCCUGUGUCCUUUGCUCUCUGUCAUCGGACCAUCGCCACAUUUUGCCCAAUUCCGAUACCCCAGCAUUCAGAGAAUCCUGUCAUGCUUUAGGGGAAAUCCUAAGGAUGAUACUAGGGCGAUCGAUAGGAAGUGUAAGGUGAAUUGGCGGAGAGGCAAGGGACGGGGAAUGCUCUCAGAGCCUACGUUGAGUAAUUCCAGUACAGUCUGUCAAUUGCAUUACACUGAUAUGGAAGUGCUGGGAACGAGGAUCAAUGCGGUAGAGUCAAUGCCACCAUCUCCCUCCUCUCCGUUGCUCUGUUUGGAACCCAGCCUGAUCGAGAAUAUGAGUGCAAGGAGGAAAUGAAAUUUAUUCGACGUUUUAUUCAUGUUAAUGUCCCACCUUCUUAUUUGCCUCCUCUUGUCCCCAAUCUCGUUUUAAACAACUACUUCUCGAGAACUUAACAAAAAAAUCUCUGAGACAAUUUUCGCGAGCUUCUUCCAGUCUCUCGUGAAAUGAUUCUGACAAUGGAAAUCAUCCUAUCAUCUUAAUUUGUAUAAUUAAUAUUUUUUUAGGGCUAAUCGUCGACUAAGUGUAAUUGUGAUAGGGAUGGAUUAUGUUGUGUCAAUGCGCUUGCAUGUCAAUCGUUAUCGAUUGGGGUAUAAUAAUGGAAUUUUAUCGAUGGUAAACAGCUAUAUUAAUUGUUGAUGGUUAGCGUAAGGCUCUAACUGCUGUGAUCCGUAAAAUAAUUGUUAAGAAUAAUGACCUGGGGAUAUUCGCACAAUACUCAGUGAAUUUAUAAGCAAUGUUAUAUCGAUAAAAUGGCUGUAAUGUCAUGAAAUGGAUGAAUUAAUGUUUCUAGACUCAACAGAGAGCCUAAUGAGAUAGCGGUAUUAUUAUUCAGACUGAAGUAUUAUUAUGUUGAGGAACUGUCCUUAAUUAUUUGAUCUUAUCUACUUCGAAUGGUGACAAUAAGAAGUUUCAGAUUCCCUAAUUUUCUCCCAUGUGGUAUUUUUGUGAUUCCUGAUUCCUCUAGAUAAAUAUAUUAAUCCAUUCCAGUUAGUUAUAUCUGAUGUAUAUUUUUUUGUCGAAUGUGAUUGCAAUUUUGUAAAAAUAUUAAAGGCACCCCAAUGACAAAUUAUAGUUUUAAGAAUAAUGUCCAUGAAGUAAUUUGAUAAUACAUAAUGUUCGAUGAAUCAAGUCUAUAGUCUUAAAUUAAGGAAUUGCCAAUGGCCAUGACUGUAUUGUCUUCAAUAUUGUACUUAAUAAAUAUUGAAAUUUUUUAGUAUA
This is a messenger RNA of Diachasmimorpha longicaudata, 4761 nucleotides long. Its product is annotated as protein dispatched. Gene Ontology annotation, molecular function: transmembrane transporter activity. Gene Ontology annotation, cellular component: membrane. NCBI's taxonomy places the organism in Eukaryota, Metazoa, Arthropoda, Insecta, Hymenoptera, Braconidae. The coding region runs from base 457 to 3837 and encodes 1126 amino acids. The transcript has 2 exons. The record is from RefSeq and is a predicted model, not a curated record. Gene Ontology annotation, biological process: smoothened signaling pathway.